UUGCUAUAUAGAAGGUAGGCGUUUGGGGCGAGUCGGGGUAUUCCUUGAGGAGGGGCACACUGGACUCUGAGCGGUGGUGGCCCCAGUCGUCGCGCCGACUCUCAACGUCGAACUUCGCCGCCAUGAGGGGGGGUAGGAAGGAGGGGGGUGGGAGAGGCGGAGGUAAUGAUAUGGGGCCUCCUCUCCCACCCGCCGGCCGAGUCGCAGGUCCAGCGCUCCCUCGAGUCGAAAUGCGAUUCCCCCGAUCCAAUCUCCCGCUCCCUACGCGUGACGCCCAAUUGCCAAUUGCUACUCCGGUCACACUCGAUCACCCACUGUCACAUCGACGCUCCUGCUGCCCCUCCAUGUCCUCGCCGGCACAGGAGCACAGGAGCACUCUUCCAGAGAGCUUCAUGGCUAAUGGCAUCUUCAUCAGCGCCGGGAGGACAGGUAGGAUUAGUUUUGGCGCGACCCGUAGGCAUAUCGAUUGCUGAAACCGGCCCGCUCAGUUUCCCCGUCAGGCGGAAUGAAUUUCGUAUGAAAAUUCAGAGCGCUCAUUGCAGCACUCCAGUCCCCCAGGAAUGUGGACGCCGCGUUCUUUUCGCUUGGCUCGCAAAUGACAUCGUGUCGCUUCUUCGGCGUCCCUCGCCGCCCGCCCCUCAUCCUCAUGUCAAGCCAGUAACCUUCUCCUAUCUCCCGUCCAUAUUUGAACUUUUUUGGCGUCUUGCAGCUCGCUCCAACAUCGCCUGCAGCACAUCUUGCUCUCCCGCUUUCCCGACCAUCUCUCGCGAGUGUUUGUAGACGACCGUCAUGGACAGCAAGAACGCAGACCGUUUCCAGCCAUGGAAAGUUGCCGCCGUUGUGUCCUUCUACAUGUGCGCCGCCCUGGUGGUAAGUUCACCCGCCGAUCAUAAUGCUCCCUUU
Messenger RNA from Laetiporus sulphureus 93-53, 903 nucleotides. RefSeq lists its product as uncharacterized. The record is from RefSeq and is a predicted model, not a curated record. Bases 166 to 780 code for a protein of 204 amino acids. Lineage: Eukaryota; Fungi; Basidiomycota; Agaricomycetes; Polyporales; Laetiporaceae. The transcript has a single exon.